UAUACAUUUAAAAUUUCCAAAGGCCCGUUUUUAAACACUGAUUUUGAAGUUUGAGCCGGAUGUCUUUCAUCUUAGAUUCUGUCCAACAUUCCGAGCAGCAGCUGAGACUCUCCUCCACAUACACACACACGCACAUUUACAAAUCUGACUCCUAGUCCAAAACAAUGAGUGCGCACGACGCACAGCCUGCUCCAAACCUCUCCAACAAAUGCGGACUUUUUCCUCCAGGGCCGUCCGUAGCAUGCGUCUCAAGGAGAAGGACCACGGGAGUAUAACUUGACAAUUAUCGGAGUUUUUGUUUGUCCUUCUUCUCCUCUUUUAUGAGUGUGUAUGAGUCUGUGGAGAAACUAUGCCGUUCUGCAAGCGCACCAUUCUCCCCAAAGAUGUGUGCAAGGCCGGCGGCGGCGGCGGCGGGAGGCUGCCGGCGGAGGUGUUCGGGGAGCUGGCGGACGUAUGCGGCACGUCCCUGUGCUCGGUGCUGCGGCAGCUGUCGGAUCUGUCCCGGCACUCGGUGAGCAUCCUGGAGGAGCUGGAAGGGGAGCUGGUGUCCGUGUGCCGCCGCUCCGGCGCGCUGGAGGGCAGACUGGUCCUGUUGCAGAGGCACGUCGCCGAGCUGCUCAGCAAGCCCCCGCCAAGAGCCGCCAGCGGUCUCGAGCCAGAGAGCGGAAGGCGCGGUGGCAGCAACAGCGUCAGCAGCCACGGCGACGGUAACCACAGCAGUGGCGGCGGCGGCAGCGGAGGCAGUAGCGGCGAAGGCAGCAGCGGCGGCGGCAGCGCGGCCCAUUUCAGGUCUCCAUGGCAACAGAGCGUGAACGUGUUCGGCUCGUGGAGCAGGCCGGAGUGUGUCGAGGAGCUGCACCAGCAGGCGCAGCUCAACCUCCAGAGCCUGCUGCAAGAAUUUGAGGAGCAGCUGUACGACACCAAGCUGACCAGCCAGACGUUUCGCCAUCCAUCCUCGCAGAGCUCAGACGACACGUCCACGUCGCUCAGCCGCUCACCAGUCUCUCUCAACAACAAGAGGCCGGACUUCAUCUUCCUGCCGGCGUCAAAGCAGCUCUACGAAGAUGAAACCACCUCCUCCGUGUUUGGCCUGAGGUCUGUGAUCAACCCGUCGCCUUCCCCGACCCCGUCCCCCUGCGGCUCGGAUCGCCCCCCUCUGGCCUGGAGCAGCAACAACAGCAGCUGCAGCACAGCUACGUCCGCCACCACAAGGCCGCCCGUCGCCGAGAAACCGCGCUGGCACCCGUUACGACGCACGCUGGCUCACUGCAUGCCACUCGACGUCACAGGUGAAGUGGGAGCAGUGAAAUUCCACGGUGUCGACCUCCUCCAGCACUCCCCGUCCCCGUCCCCCUCUCCUGGGGACUCCUAUCCCCAGCAGCCCCACUCUCUGGAGCUCUUCACGGACACACCACAUCAAAACCUCCCAAUAAGGAAGACACACUCAGAGCUUGACACAACCCUGCCCACAGAUAACCGUUUGGGGCAACGCCCCCCGGAGCUGCUUCACACAGCAGCUAUGGACCACUCUGGGUUGCUGUGCUCCAACACACCCUCAUCCACCUGGAAUGGCCCUAAAGGAUCCACGUUUUCUCCUGCUGCGUGGAAUGAGACUUACAAUUACAACAUGAGCAAAGGUCCAGCAGUUCCUCCCAAACAUCACAGUGUCAUUGGUCAUGCUGGCGGGAUACAGGAUGGGGUCAUGCUGGUGAGCUCGGGACAGUCUGUGAGCUCACACUCCAGCUCGUUCACAUGCGUGACGGACCCGACUGGGAGAACAGGAAAUGGUGGGUCAGGGAUCUCUCCGCCAGUGGUCACAGUGGGAAAACGUAGGGAAACAGAGGGGGCACCAGCAGACGGAGGGCGAGGGGGUGGUGCGGAGGCAGGGCGAGGAAGGCAGAGGUCAGCACGAUCCAUAGCGGCUCAAAACGCCUUCAAGUUCCGGGAACGUUCCCUUUCCACGCCCACUGAUUCUGGGUCCUUUUGCUUUACACAGGGUGUUAUAGAGCCAGACUUGACCAUCACCACUACUGGUAAUGGGAACACUAUGGUAAUGGACCACCAUCAAGACCAUCAUAACUAUCUGGGUCAUGGGGAGAACUAUGCUCUUCUUUACCCAAGAGGAAGUUCUGAGGAUAGUGCAAGUACUACGGACACUAUUUCUGUCACGGCUUCAGAUUACAGCACAGAAGGGCGCUUGCGCCUUCGCUCUCGUUCGAUCUCACUUAAGAAGUCCAAGCGCAAGCCCCCACCCCCUGUGAGAAGUGUUUCCUUAAUGAAAAACCUUGGAGAAGCAGAGGGCAGAAUAAGGCACGGGGGUGGUCUUUACCGAGAUGGCAGACCAAAGAGCUUGCACAUACCCAGGGACAACUUCCCGGAAUUCCAGCCAGAUUUCCUUUUGACAAGCUCUUCUUGCUCCUCUAAAGCCAGUGUAUGUGAAAGGGAGCUGGGCCAAAGGGGUAACGAUGGACCUCCAAGUCUGGAAAUACAGGCACCUGAGAGGGAAGGAGAAACACAGAUGACCUUCCCAACUCACUGGCAGCUGGGAGAUUGGAAGAGUAAUGACCCCUACAGGUCUUUAUCAGGCUCCAGCACAGCAACGGGUACCACAGUGAUUGAAUGUAUGAAAGUGAGAAGUAGUUCAGAGUCCCUUCUAGAUUCUCCCUCCACGUCCAGAGCCACGUCCCCUUCACAGUUAUCCAUGGAGACUGACGUUAAGGCUUCCUCCCCUUUAAAGCCUCCAGGACUUAUAUCUCCCUCAAGUGGCUAUUCCAGUCAGUCAGAGACUCCUACUCCAACAGUUCCGAUGAAUCAUGGGACAGUAGGUACGACAGGGUGUAAGAUGCGUCCAAAGAUCCCAGAAAGGAAAUCUUCACUACCAUCACCUAAGGACCCAGCUGCCAGGUCAAGAUUGUCAUUUGAAAUGCCUGGAAAUGCACAUUUGGAGCUGUCAUUGCUAAAGCCAAAGCAGAAGGCAAGCAGGCGGCAUUCUGACACCUCUACUGCUGCCAAACCAGGAAAAAUCAGCCUCAGUUCUUCACAGGCAUUACCUAUGGUUACCCAGAAUGAGCUAAAGACCAUUAGACUUCGGUCUGUUUCGCGAGGAGAUCUGGAGGACUGCCCUGAUGGAGCUUCUGACACAAUUGAAGAAGAGCAGCAUGGCAGAGACUUCAGGGACAACCCAAGCCCACCACCGACUCUACCAAAGCCUAAACCACCUGUAGCUGUCAAGCCUCCAUUGCCCAAACGGCCCAUGAACCUCCUCCUUAAGUCACCUUCUCCUUCCUCCACCUCCCCCCUUGCUAUUGAAUCUCCUCCUGCCUCACCUGUGGAACGUCCAGUGCCUCUUGGCAACAUCUACAAAGUCAUGAAAAAGCCCAAACCCAAAAAGCCCCCACCGCAGACUCCAACAAGUCCUGCCAUUCCGCCAGAUUUGAAUUCCACCAAUGCGCCACCCACUGCCUAUGACCACCCAUUCCUCCCUCUCUCCCAGUCUCUGUUUGACCUCCCACCACUCCCUGAUCCCCAACCUUUGUUGGAAGACCCAAUGUUGGAACCUGAAUUUGACGGAGAACCAGAUAUCCGUCUAGCACCCGAGGAUGGUGGUUCACUUCCUUCUCCAUGCAGUUCCCAAGAAGGCCCUGAGCUCCAAGACAAGAGCAAGACACUACCUUCAAGGAUGACAAUCUCCUGUCUGGCUGAGCUGUCUGACAAAAAGAAACCCAAGGUUCCGCCUCCAGUUCCCAAGAAACCAAAUGUCCUACUCCUUCCCACACCACUACACCCUUCCACUAAUGGGAGUACAGACCGGCAGAUUCCACAGUCUGACAGCCCGGUGGGUCUGCGGUCUCCAGUUGGAGCAUUUGCACCAGAUGACAUGUCGGAGCAGGACGAAAACCACUUGGGAACAGAUGAGGACAGCUCAAAAGAGUCAUCUCUACAGUCGUCACUCCAGGAUUCCUCUCUCACGGAAAUUGGAGAUAAGAUGGCCAGCACUGACAUCGGGGCAGAUGAUUCAGCUGCCGAUGAGAAGACUGCUCUCCACAUCGCUGAGGAAAUGGAAGAUGACAUGUUGACCAGCACUCCUACGACACACACCACCGAGGAUUUAUUCACCAUUAUACACAGGUCCAAGCGAAAGGUUCUGGGCCGUAAGGAGCCCUCGGAUUCUUUUGGCAGCCGCCAGAGCCUGGUGUCUCCCGUGAAGCACAGCGCCAUUGUGAGCGACCAUCGGAACCUAACCUUGGGCAGCAGCCAGAGGUCGAGCUCUCGCAACGAGAACUUCAUGGCCCUGCUUCAGAAGAAAGGCAGCAAGUCUUCAAGUGGAGGAGCUAGGGUGUCCGCAAUGGAGCUCCUGAAGAGCACAAACCCUCUAGCGCGACGUGUCACGGAAUUCUCAAACCCCAAUGCAUCAUCCGCCGAGGGAGGGGAAGUGCCGUCUGCGUCCGACAAACCUAACGAUCAAUGAAUGGAAAUACAAUUUCUAGACGUUGACCUGGUCUGGAUCCUGUUUGCUACAACUCAAACCAACUCUACAAUCUGCCACACACAGAAGACAGGUCCUGAGCUUUCCAACCUCUGAUUGACCAUUUGGAUUGUCCAAUGAAAUUGGAACACAUUUUUUGGACAAAAUGGUCCUUCCUAGGGUUGGAGCUCAGUGUUUGCCUGUCAAACUCAUCAGAGGAGAAAAGGGUUGUUUUUUAACUAUAUAGAGAGAUUAAAAACCUCCUGUUUAGUGAGGAAAAUGUAUGGGCAGACUGAUUUGUGGAGAUGACGCUGGGAAUGUAGAGACAGACGGUGGAUAUAUCUUCAUUCCUUUUGGUUUGGCAUUGACAACAGAUCUGAAUCCUAUCUGAAUCUGCAGCGAUACUGAUCUACCACAACACCACUGAGGACAAGGAAUCAUCUUAAUUCAAGAAAUAAUUGGAAUACAAUUACAAAAUCUGCCUGUGAUUCAGUUGCUUUACAGGUGUAACACCUGUAGGCCUUUAUGAAGUUGAGUAUUGGGCUUCGGUUUUGCGAUGGGGAAACUGAGGAAGGUAAACUUGGACAUUGUGGCUCCAUUUUCCUCCCCACGGUCAAUGCAAUAGCAUAGCAGCCCAACAGUGAAGUGCCAGAUUGAACACAGACAAACUGCAUGGGGGAUUUUUUAUUUUAUUUUAUUUUUUGCCACCAAAGAUGAGGCAUGAGCAUGUCCCUCAUUUUGUUGCUCGUGCUGUGACCGUGAACGUGGAUCUUCGGUAAGCAUUCCACAGAGGCACCAAGCGAUCCGACUCUGCUUGGAAAGCGAAGCACUUUUCUUUCCUUUGGCCUCAGAGGUCGUUUACAUGGCGAAAUCCCGUUUUGCCGUUUUGUUUCCCCUCGUCGUCCAUUAUCUUCUUAAUCUGUUUUUAGAUGUUAGGUUUUGCUCCUAUUUUUUUUUAUACAUUCUAAAUGUCUAUUUACUGUAUAUGUUUAAUGGGAUUAUACUGUAUGUAUCAUGUACAAAGAUAAAUGGAAAGCAUCUAUCAACAAAGACUCAAACUAGUGUACAAAGAUGAGAGAAACUUGGACUUCAAACUGCCCAUGCACACACUUUCAGCACACACACUGACUAAAAAAAGUCACGCUAUGAAAGGAAAAAAAGAAGAAAACAACCGUGUACACGAGUGUGUCUGUAUUUGUGUGGAUGCAAUCAUGUCUGCUGAUGUUUCUGCACAGAGAUCAUGAAGCAGGCUUGGUUAUUGAACAGGGUUUUUAUUCAUUUCUGGUCUCUGGUGUUGGGGGGACCAAAGAACUGUUACAAACAGACCACAGAGGACCUACAGUGAUGUUUUGUUUGUGUGAGUAUGUAUAGAUGGACGUUUCAACUACAGAGAGUGAACAUGGAGCUAGUGCACAAAAGUUUGGAUGGGUUUACGUUUGACGUGAGGUGUGCCUCGCCAGUAGUUUUCAUUAGAGCUUGGAUGUGUGGAUCGUCACACUGCAUGCCCUUAAUAGAUUAGAAUGACCUACGUGAAGUCCCUUUAGGUGAGUCUUCCUACUCACUUGUCACUUUUGGAAUUAUCCAAGUCAUUCUUUUGGCUUAACAAGACGAGGUCUCGGAUUCAUUUAAAGUAGGCAGGACCUAGCUGGAAUUUCAACGAAUGUUGCAGAUCAUUGAAAGGCUCAAGAUGAGGUUCGAAAACCUUUUCUCUAAUCUUUAGGUCUUAAUUCAGAAACAUAGGGUAUAACCAGAGCAAAUGUAGUGACUGGAUAUGUUUCAUGGCAUCAUGGCAGAGUAAACUUGAAAGAUUCUUCCACCCUAAUUUUGGUUGUUUCAUACCCAACAAGUCCUUUGACCAUGCAUUAGUUUUUAAUCAAUCAGCGGGAAAUUUUGUAUAAUCUACUCAUAGUUUUUUGGAAGGUAAUGCGAACUCUGUUCAACAAUAUCUAGUGACAGGAAAUGUGCUAGCUUGUAUUGCUUUGAUCAGAGGUCAUAAUCUUACAAUUUUAAAGGCGAUACCUGUCCAAAAGAUGAGAACCAAAACCAAAAGGCUCAUCAGAAAUCGUCCGUCUGUCCAUACAUCCAUCCUUCCAUCCAUCCCGGGUUGUCCUUGCUGGGCACAACCUAGACAUUUUUGCUUUGUGAAUUAAAUAAUGACUUGUAGCCUUCACUAUAACUAUCUCCUUAAAUCUCAGAAAUAUUUAACUUCUUGUAGAUUAUUUUGGCAAAUUUGCUUGAAACCUCUUCCAUUCCUUUCGCAACCAAGGUGGAAUAUGUAUCCACUAAUGCUGGGUGAUGUAUAUUUUACACAUACUAAGGAAAGAAAAGUGAACCAAUACAUAGUUAACUAUGUACAGGGGCAUGAAGUGACUUGAUGUUUUGUGCCAAAUAGAUAUAGGAAGGAACAAAAUAGACAUGCACGUAGGAAGAGGUGAGCGCAGACCAAUACCGUUGCUUAUAACAGGAUAAAGAAAUUAUCCCGGUGAUAGCAAGACAACUGUUUGCAGUGAUGAUUAGAGAAGUGAAGUUUGUAGCUAAACUGUCUACUUGUGUUGCUUUAUUGAGAAACUUUGAAAACCAAAUCAUUUGUUUUCUAUUUAGAGAACCAGAAAGAAACCCUCUCUUGCACCUACUAAGCCCCUGUUGGCAUUGGGACCUCUUAGGCUAAAACCAUAGCAACUGCAGCUGCGUAGCUCCUUCCAAGCAUUUCUUCUAUCAAGGCUUCAAUUAGAAGCAGAGCAGAGCAAAGUAGAGCCUGCCGUCCAGUUUCCAUUUACCACUUAGGAGAUGUUCGUAAUGGGGCGAAGGAGCCGUCACUGCCACUUUCUUUCCUCAUUCAAAUGCAUAGUUAAUAACCCAAAUGCUAACCUGUUUCUGCAGAACUGGACACAUUUCCAACCCAGAAUAUCCUGGUUUAUGUCACAGUGCCGCAUCGGAUCAGUCAAGCAACUGGAGUGGAACGGACUUAAAGGUCCGGACCAGUGAUUCCGCCUUGCAUUCGCAACUAAAUUGAUUGUGGAAUCCAUUCUAUUUCCAAGAUUAAAGAUGGCUUCCAGAAACCUUAACAUUCCAAAACAAAUGAAAAUACAAAACAAAAAUGUAAAUGAAAAAAAGAGAUUCUGGAACCUUGAGGAGCCAACUGUGCAAAUAUUGUUGUGAAGGAGUCCAACGGCCCCGGGGCCUCUGGUUUGUCGGACUGAAGUAAUGCAGUGAGGCCGCUGCGGCUUUAGCAGACGAAGUGGUGAAAACUGGUUCAGAAUGAGGUUCCCUCCAUCUGUCCAUUGGCGCUGCAGCAAAGGGACGCUCCGGGCAUCGAAGAGGUUCUGUUUGUUUUGCCUUCCCCUGUGUACGUUUUGUCCCAGUGACUGUAUGAGUCACCCGCAUCCCCGACCACUCCCAGCACUCCUUCUACUCCCCCUCUCAUGACUGUGGGAUCUGUCUCCAUCUGUCUCUUUUGCGCCACUGUAACCCCCGUCAGCUGGCAAAGAGCGAGUUCUCCUUUCCUCCCCGCAUCCUCCUCCAUCCUUUUAUUUCUCCACCUAUUUUUUCCGUCUCAUCCACCUCACCACCUCUCUUCCCCUGUGUCCGGUCUAUGCAUCCGAGCUCAGUAUUAGAGACGACACAGGAUGAAUGUCAAUGAAAGGACUGUUAGAAAACAUUGAUGCUGUUUUUUUGUUUGUUUGUUUUGAUUUUGGAAAAUGCAAAAUGUGAGCUUUCCUCUUUCAUUAUACUGUUAGCUCCCACGUAACGCGGGAUUCCUACGAACGAGUGAGAGAAUGAAUGACCGAGAAGAGUGAAUGAAUUUUUAAGAGGUGUUUAUGUGUGAAGGACCUUGACUUUCAGAACUGUGAACACAAAAGAUUAUUGGCUCUGAAUCUGCGUGUGAAUGAGCAGCGAUCAGCGAUCCAGGCUCCUAAACCCGACUUACCCCCUCCUGCCUCCCUGCAUGGAUGGACCCAGGAGGGAAAGCGUUCAUCUCCUGACUCUUGCUUGGCAAAGUAUCUCUCGGUGCUAUUGAGUCGGAGCUCCAUCUUGUGGACGAAAAAAGAAGCGUCACAACAACAACAACAACAAAACAAAAAAGCAAAGGGAAGAAAACACUCCGUCUUUCUUCCCAACGAUAGUCCUUCAGGUAUUCAGUCAUUCUGGGAAGACAAAUACAUAAAUCCAUUUCUGACGACUAGUAAAAGUGAUGCUUGUUUUAAAUAUUUAGUGAAUGACAACGAUAAAACUAUAGAACUCUGUGUUUGUUUGCCUUGUAUACUGAACUAUGGGCGUUGCUGCAGCAACUUCUUGGUUUCUUUGUUUAUGAAUUUCAUUUUUAUGAUUUCAAUUGCCUUGGUUAUGGAAAUAUGUGUUUUGCACCUAAAAUGAAUGACAUACAGCAGGCCCAGAGGAGAGAACUUGCAUAUAUACCCUAAAAGAAAUUUAUGUAACCUUUGCCCUUAACCCUAUUUCUACACACAUAUGCUGCUAAAUAUUCCUCAUAUUUCUCAGAAAGGUUGAUUGGGGCUAUAAAAAAAGAAAGUGUUAUUUUUGAACUGAGCCCAGAUGAAUAGGAGCCAAAUCAAAGAAGUAGAAGGAAGGCGAUUGUUCCAUGUGGUUUGGACACACAAGUUCAUCUUAAAAAGGAAAAAAAAGUGUAAAAUUGUUUGGACGGCCGCUUCCCAUUUGUGUAGCACAUUAGCCGUCCACAGCGUGUUCAUAAGACAGAUUCCUAUGAAGCGAGAAGUCAGGAGUGGUACAGACAAGCCAAAACAUAUGGGUACGGUGGUAAACAAAUAGGGAUGCGUUCCCUCAUAUAAAGGUGUUUUCACUUAUUAUGAAGGAGAACAUGACGCGCUACGUUAGAACUGGUGUGCAGCUCCACAAUCAGCCGAAACCUUACCGCCAACACGGAGCUGCAUUGGUGCAAUCGCUUUGCUUUGCAAACCGACGAGUCAUGAACCGGCACAAAAAGCCGGACUGUGUUUGAAAAACCCCAAACCAAAGAGCCGAGCUCUCUCUGCCUGCAGCAGUAAGCUAAAUAGUAAAUAGAAACAAAUAUAUUGACAGCUUAUUAUAUUGGAGAAUUACAUUUCUAUAAAUAUCUAAUAAGAGGACUAUAUUGAAGAUUAACUAUUAUUCCCCCAUUAAAUGAAAAGUGCUAUAUUAAAGAGGAGUGAGGGUUUAAUUACUCUGACCUUCAUUUAUUUUUCCCGCCCAACUCAGCUGCAUAAAACUGUAUUUACAGCGCCCUCUACAGUUAUCGGUACCCAUAGCAUUUAAUUGUUUAUUGCGGUAGUAAAAUAUUGCACUGAGCAUUUUAGCAAAAACUUCUCUUUUAAUUUAAUUUAUACAGUGAAAGCGGGAAAAAAAUUCCACAUCACAAUUUUUGGUGCCCCUAACAAAACGUAUAAAGUCAAUAAUACAUCUGUAACAUUUGUGUUUUAUGCCCGUAAGUGGUUGACUAAAACAGAAAAGCAGCAAAACGUUUCAUCUUUGUGCCACUGCGUCUCCAUAACAACCAUUAAAAUCAUAAACAUUGGGGUUUCCUAAAAUCCGCAGGGGCUAAGAAAAGAAAAUAAGAUGAUUUCUCAAGGUUUAAAGUCACUCGUUAAACUAAAUUUGUUUAACUAAUAUAGUUUUGGUUAAGUUCAAGAACCAUAGUAUGUUUCUUUUAGAUUUUCAGUAAAAUUAAUAUAUUAGACAUUUACAAAAAGAACAAAUUUUUAAUAAAGUUUCUAUGGCGAUAUUGUAUGAAAACAUAAAAAACCACAUUUGCUACAUGUAUAUGUGCUGCUAAGUUUGAUUGCGUUGUUGAUCAUCAUCUGGAGGCCCUUAAGCAGAAUUAAAAAAAAAAAAAAUUCCGAUAAUCUCAUUACAGAUUUUCGGUUUGUUUUUGUAGUACCUUCCUCUGCCACUAGAGGCCCGGACGUCAAAGUCUAAGUUUGACUGACAUCUGCCAAAUGUAAGUGGCAUAUUUCAGACCUCUAAUCAGGAGAGACUGAGCAAAAAAAAAUCUUCAAACCUUUGAAAUGUUAACCUUAUUAAUGUUGGCCAAAACGGUAUAUAUCAUAUUUUACACAAAGAUGGACAGGGAGGUGAUUCCGCUAACCUCUGACCCCUACUUACCCCACUCUAAUAAAUUUAUGACAGGCUUUCCAAUUAGCCACCUCUUGAUCUGUCUAAACUCAGAGUUCUGGACGUCAGAAAGCCCCAGGCGAAUGUCAAGGCUGCAGUGUUUGGACCGAUAAAGUUCUUGUUUAAAGCGAGCAACAUGAGCGAGGUCCACCUUCGAGCAAAACAGCUCCCCAAACUCCGUUUCUAACGCAGCGCUGUCGCUGUGUAGGCAGCUUCUAAAGACACACACACAUGUUAAUUAGAGAGGAACACAAGACAGCCAGAUUUAUUUGAAUGAUUCUAUUUUUGUUACAUCUUAUUAAAAGUUUUAAAAAAGUGUAUUUAAAGGAAUAUUCCAUGUACGUAUUGAACAUCCUCUGUUUCCUGGUCCCAUCCGAUGGUGUAAUGUGUAGCUGCAAAGUGGCGUCUCACACAAAUGCUCCUCUCUGCAGCUAUCCGAUGCCAAUGUGAUGACAAAUGUUAUUAUAUCAUUAUAAAUAAAUUAUUUUUCUUGCCUAA
Molecule: messenger RNA, 11086 nt
Organism: Xiphophorus couchianus (Monterrey platyfish)
Lineage: Eukaryota; Metazoa; Chordata; Actinopteri; Cyprinodontiformes; Poeciliidae
Gene: nhsl2
Product: NHS-like 2
Exons: 10
Coding region: 350-4468 (1372 amino acids)
Biological process (GO): cell differentiation
Source: RefSeq, a predicted model, not a curated record